AUGGAAUAUUUGAAUAAUUCAGAAAUAGAGUUUGUUAAAGAGCCAAAUAGAUUAGAAAAAUCUACCAAGUCUAAAAUAAUAGUUGAAUCCUCACUAUUUAACACCUAUAACUAUCUACAUGAGGAUAAUACUAAAGUACUCUCAGCUAAAAGAACACUAAGUGGAUUUAGUAUAUACGCACACAAUGAAGGAGAUAGCUCCAAUGAAAGUUUUUUAAUAGGAAAAUUAAGAGCAAAUAUAUUUGGUACAAAAUAUUCAUUGGAGUUAGACAAUGAACCACUACAUGUAAAUUAUGAUUUAGCAUUUCUUAAGAAAGAUAAACCAAGAUCAUUUAAUGUUCAAUUAGGUCAUCUAAAUUUGGAAAAUAAACAACCAAUUUACAAUCCAGACACCAACAGCUAUUCAUUAAAUUUCAGUGGAAGAGUAACCAUUGCGAGUGUAAAGAACUUUCAAAUAAUUCAUAAACUUGAUCCAACUUUCAUAACCCUCACAUUCGGAAAAGAAAAUUCAAACUCCUAUAUUUUAGAUUUUACUCACCCCUGGUCUCCUAUAAAAGCAUUUUGUGUGGGUUUAACAGCAUUAGAUCAUAAACUUGGAUUUGAAUAA
Molecule: messenger RNA, 606 nt
Organism: Hepatospora eriocheir
Lineage: Eukaryota; Fungi; Microsporidia; Hepatosporidae
Source: the annotation of a GenBank genome assembly